Thermochaetoides thermophila DSM 1495 is the source of this 984-nucleotide messenger RNA. RefSeq lists its product as uncharacterized. The record is from RefSeq and is a predicted model, not a curated record. NCBI's taxonomy places the organism in Eukaryota, Fungi, Ascomycota, Sordariomycetes, Sordariales, Chaetomiaceae. The transcript has a single exon. The coding region runs from base 1 to 984 and encodes 327 amino acids.
AUGGCGCCAAUACCAACUCUCUUUCGCGCUGCCUAUGGCAUCACCAAGCUCAUCUACCGGCGCCAGGACCGGACCCUCCCUCUCGGCGGCAUCCCCACAACGCCAGAUGAACCCGAACCCGAACCCGAACCCGACCCUGGACCAGACAUUGUCAUCUUCCCGACUGCCUCAUACUCCGGCCCCCCUGCCCCAACGGUAACCUGGACCAGCCCCGACGAUCUGGAUGGCAACACUCCCCCCGUUGGAUCUCUCUACGGGUCGGGGGAUAUAUCACCGUCCCCGGGCAUCAUUGUCGCAAUCACGCUGGGCGCGGUAGCAGCCUUUGUGGUGCUGCUGGCGUUGCUGUACUUUGCCUGUCUGUACUGUUGGUGCUUCAAGGGGGCGAGGAGGCCAAGAUGGGUUACUUCAUAUGUGAAAGUUGUCAGGAGGAAGGAGAAAAAAAGGAGCAAAAAGAGGGUGAGGAGGAGAAGUGGCGGUGCGAGGGUGACGCUGGAGGUGAGGGAACGUAGGGAGAGCGUGAGCAGCAGGAGUAGUAGCAGCGGAAGCAGCAGUAGUAGCAGCUCCAGCUCCAGCAGCUCUAGCAGCUCCCACAGCCGGCGAGGAAGGAGAGGCUUCUUUAUCGUCCCCCCACCUCGCGUGCGGCGUGCUCCUGAGCGUCGCUCGACGGCGACAAUGGUUGAGGUCGAGCGCCGUACGAUGAGGACGUCAACGACGGGAGGAGCAGGAGCUGCUGGAUCAGGAAACCCUAACGCCCCACCGCCAGCGGUUGUUCCCAUCUCGCCGCCGAGUAGCAUGAGUGGGAGCAGUGUGGAUGUGGUGGAGUCGCCGUUGGCGGCGAGGGCAAUGGGUCGUGGUGGUGUUGGUGGUGGUAGUAGAGGUAGUGGUGUGCCAGGGUUCCAGCCAGUUGAUCCAGCGAGAGUUGGGGGAAGGGUAAGAGGAAGAGGAAGUGGGAACGUUGAGAUUCGGACUGCAAGGCCGCGGUGA